Erinaceus europaeus (western European hedgehog) is the source of this 2884-nucleotide messenger RNA. It is a transcript of the gene TEX11, whose product is annotated as testis expressed 11. The coding region runs from base 36 to 2693 and encodes 885 amino acids. Gene Ontology annotation, cellular component: central element. The record is from RefSeq and is a predicted model, not a curated record. The transcript is spliced from 28 exons. Lineage: Eukaryota; Metazoa; Chordata; Mammalia; Eulipotyphla; Erinaceidae. Gene Ontology annotation, biological process: synaptonemal complex assembly; meiotic cell cycle; reciprocal meiotic recombination. Gene Ontology annotation, molecular function: protein binding.
AAAAUGACUCAGAUAGCAUACCUGGAGAAAUCGAUAUGCUCUUUAGGAACAUAGAAAAAGUAAACAAGAAGUGUAUGCCUGAAAUACAGGAUGCUCAGAUUGAAGAAAUGGCAGUAAAGCUGUGGAAUUGGGCAGUUUCCAGGAGAGCGGCUUCAGUUAUCAAUGAAGAGCAGAAAAUCAAAACACACCAUGUUGCUUGCAAAUUAAUAUAUAUGUGUGAUGGUCCAGCUAUUUCAGAAGAAACUAUUAGAAGAAAGAUUUUGAUGAAUAUGAAAACUGGAAAAGGAUGGCUGGGUAUUGGAAAUGCCCCAAAUUCUGAUGAAUUAUUUCAAGCUGCUAUGGUUAGUCUGGAGCAACAGCAUACUCGGUUAAUGCAGACUAACUCCACUCAGGCCAAUUUGACUGAACAGAGAAUCGUUGUGGAGGGGGACAUAGUCACAGUGCUUUCUUACCAGGCAGAGUCAGCAAUUAUUCAAGGUGAUUCACAAAGAGCAUCUAUAUGUGUCAUGCGCUGUAAAGAUAUGUUGAUAAACCUUCCUGAAAUGAUCAGAUAUCUUCAUAUUCUUUGUUACAACUUUGGAAUUGAAGCCCACAAGCAGAAUAAAAAUGAAGAAAGUUCUUUCUGGCUUAGCCAAAGCUAUGAUAUUGGGAAGAUGGAUAGGAAUUCCAGUGGUCCAGAAAUGCUGGCUAAAGUUCUUCGCUUACUAAGCACCAUAUAUUUGGAAGGGGAUGACAGAGAAUAUUAUGAGAAGGCCCUCAAUGCUAUAAAUCUAGCAAAUAAGGAAUCCGUAAGUCCAGGUGGGCUUUUCAUAAAGAUGAAAAUCCUCUUGAAGAUCAAGACAACUAACGAGGAACUCUCUAAAGUUGUCAUGGAAAUACUACACCUUGACAUGCCUUUAGAUUUCUGUCUGAAUGUUGUUAACCUGCUGAUGGAUUAUGAAAGAGAUUCGGUUGGGAUUUAUUUUCUGAACAAUAUCUGUGAGCAUUUUAAGUCAUCAGAACAUAUUGGAAAAGCUCUACUGCUUCAGGUUGACAUUCUUAUGAAAAUGAAGGAAGAACUAAUUGCCCAGGAGAAAAUUGAAGAAAUAAUCAGAGUUCACCAAGCAGGAAGAAAACUAACAACAGAAUUAGCAGACUGUUUACACAACAUUCUGUGGGAAAAGGCUGUCAAAAGUAUUAAGGUAAAAAAUUACAUUGAUGCCCUAAAGUGGUACAAUUAUUCUCUACAACUUCAUGUCUCUGGUCCUAUGAAUUUGGAACUGGCAAAACUGCAGAGGAACUUGGCUUUUUGUUACCUACAUUUAGGACAAUUUGAUAAGGCUAAAGAAGCAGUGACAGAAGCUGAAAAGAGUGAUCCUGAAAAUAUUUUCACUCAAUUUUAUGUAUUCAAGAUUGCCAUUUUAGAGGGAGACUCUGACAAAGCCUCGCAGGCACUUACUGAUUUAGAUAAUUUAAUAAGAACUGAAAACCUGCAAGAGAAUAAACUGCAUACAGAUAGUUCACCUCCCACACUCCUCAGUUUAGCUGCUCAUUUUGCUCUUGAGAAUAAACAACGAAAUGUGGCAGGAAAAGCUUUGGAGUGUUUAGCUAAACAUUCACAAGAACCACAAGAAGUCCUGACAGCUUUAAAGUGCUUCUUUCGUCUUGUUCUUCCAGUGGUUACUGAAAUGCCAGAAUCUGAAAAUAAAAAGAAAGAAAUGAAUAGACUUUUGGUUUGCUUGAAUUCAGCACUCUUAAAACUUGACCAGUCUUUUGCUGGAGAAGUUUCAGUUACCCACUCAAAGAUUAAUGAAGCUCAUUGGUUUCGAAAAGUAGCUUGGAACCUGGCUGUGCAAUGUAAUAAAAAUCCAGUAAUAAUGAGAGAAUUUUUCAUACUUUCAUACAAGAUGUCCCAGUUUUGUCCUUCUGACCAAGUAGUUAUGAUCUCACAGAAAACAUGUUUACUUAUGGCAGCUGCAGUUGAUCUUGAGCAAGGGAGAAAAGCUUCAACUAAGUAUGAACAGACCCAGUUUUUGAGCCGUGCACUUGAAGAGAUCUAUAAAUGCAGAGACAUCUGGAAUCUUCUGAAACAAACAGGAAACUUCUCAAAUGAUCCAUGUGAAACAUUGCUUCUGCUGUACGAAUUUGAAGUUAAAGCCAAAAUGAACGAUCCAUCCCUGGACUCCUUCCUGGAAUCAGUGUGGGAACUAUCUCAUUUAGAAAGCAAAACAUUUGAAACAAUUGCAUCAUUAGCAAUGGAAGCACCUGCACACUAUCCUUCCAUCGCUCUAAAGGCCUUGAAACAGGCAUUAUUGCUCUACAAAAAGAAUGAAUCACUUGAUGCUUUGAAAUACAGCAAAUGUAUGCACAACUUCAUUAACCUCUUACUGCCAGAUGGGAUGACAAAAUCAGAAUUUUGUCCUAUGGAAGAAGUUUGGGACUAUUUUGAAGAUGCUCUGAAUAUUAUUAGCCAAAACGAAAACUACCCAGAAAUAGAAAUUCUCUGGCUAAUGAUCAAAGCCUGGAAUACUGGAGUACUUCUGUUUGGCAAAUGCCUGUGUGUGUCUGCUGAAAAAUGGUGUGGCCUGGCAUUGCGUUUCCUCAACCACCUUGAUUCCUUCAAGAUAAACUAUGAGACUCAGAUGAACGUUCUGUAUCGUGAGCUUAUAGAAACAUCAGAUAGAAACAGAACACCACUGUUCACCAAAGAGUAAGAAUCACUGGGACAAAGCAUCUGAGUAGGCAAGCUCACAGCGACUUGAGGAAGAUGUGACGGCAUUAAGAUACUGAAUAUUUAAAUUGUUUGUGAAAUUUUCUCUUGAGCCUUUCUGCCUUCUUCAGUCCUGUUUUUGUGUUAGUUGAAUAAAAUAUUCUAAAAAUAAAAGCACUUUUACUUUCCCUCUUA